AUGGACGCAUGCCAGACGCUCUGGGCUUUCCCUUUGCAGCCCACAUUGGCGAAAGCGUGGGUGUGGGUGUGGGGGUCUGGACCGCAACCGCAACCUCCUGGAGAGAAUCUCUGUGGGUUCCCGUUGCGCCGUGCCCACGUCCUUGCGUGUUGGACGUUGUUUCCCGGUAUGGUAGCUCGAAGCAUUGCGACUUUCCACUAUUACUACCAACCACCAACUACUUCUGCUACUCGUACGAGCAUUAGCAUUAGCACUAACGUUGCGCACCGGACGACCGCUACGGAUACGUUUCGUUACGUUACGUUAAUUUUCUACCACCGCCACCACCACCACUACGAACGAUACGAUACGAUACAAUUUCAUACAAUACAAUCCACUACGAUCGUGACAAUCCCUCCCGUAAGUCGUGUCAUGGAGUCGACGGCAGCCAACGAGACGUCCGUGAAAGUCGUCGUACAGGACCAACACGAAGAAGUGCUCGAACCACUCGAGUCAUUGGAAGUGGACCUUGACAACGAUGAGUAUGCCGACAUUAUCGACGGCGAUGAUUCGGUCCAGCCAGAAUCCUUCCCGCCUCCGACACCAACAACACGCCAGGCACUGAAUGAUUUCGAACCCACCAACAGAGAGUCGGACGAUGACAACAACCACAACAACAAUACCGAAAGCCAUACUCGUACCGAUCACCACAAUGCAAAGGCGGGUGCUUCAGAGACGGAACCGGCCGGAGAAGAUGAUCGGCAGCUCUCGGCAUACGAACGCUUACGACUGGAACGUAUUCGCCGCAAUCAACAAAAAUUGGCCCAACUCGGACUCGAAGGAAGAACCAGCGCCGCCGGAGGCUGGGGUCCACGUUCGCGUCCCAAAAAGCCCAAACUCUUGCGGAAAAAGGCCGACGAACCCGCACAGCAACGAUCCAGUCUAUCGCGACGCACCAAAACUGAACCCAAAAAUUACGCCGAACCGCCAAACUCCGUAUCGGCCUUGUUGCGCAAACAAGGCGAAGAAGCGGCCGCUGCGAAAAAGGAUCAACCCUUGGAGAAGAAAAAAACCAAGGAUCUGAGUGAACGGAUGGAAAGAUUUGUGCACUUGGAGUUCAAGCGCAUCCGUGGUCACAAAACACUCGUACACAAACAGGCGAAACGAGACCUCCGCCAGGCCGAACGGGAACUGAAGUACUGGAAGUCCAUCGCGAAUAAGCAAAAACGCCGAGAAAUGCGCAAAGCGGAAAAUAGACAAAGUCUCAAAACGAAACAGGAAGAAGAACGACGGCUCUUGGGUGGAACGAUCAAGGAAGUUUUACAACAAAUCGACGCGCGGAUGCCCGAACUCGUCCAGGCGGCUGCGGAAUACGACGACAAAUAUGAGCACAAACCGAACGGGACCCGCAAAUUGGUUGCCGAUCAAGUCUUUAACGCUGUGUUUUUUUUUUUUGCGCAGUCCGCAGUAUCGCUCUUGAACACGACAUUACUGGACCGGGCUCCACGAGAGCCAGCACCGACCCGUCGAAGUCGUAGAUCCACUGCCGAGGAAAUCGUCACACCCCUAAAGUUAGCACAGAAUCAAUUUACUGCCAAUUCUCCGGAAGAAGAGGAUACGUACCGAAACGUUGCCGACAAAGAAGCAAUAGCCCCGGAGGACGAUGAAACCUCUAACGGAAGAGAUCGGCCUGGUACGAAACGGAAACGAAAUGCUCGGAAUGUUGGUGGCUGGGUUUCUCCUCAAUUUGCGUUCGAGAUUGAUAGAUCAUGGCUUGACCAGGACAACACAAAAGCGCACUUUGAUUUGUAUUCAUACGUACCACAAACUGGGGAUACUGUGUUAUACUAUCCAGCCGGGCAUCGCGCAUAUGUUAAAGACUAUCCCGAUAUCCUGGGAAAAAAGACGAGGCAGAUUACUAGACUUCCUCUUUGGGAACGCGCGGUCAUUGAGCGGGACAAAAUAGACAGAGGCGAGGGGCCCAAAACCGGUGACAGUUCCUUGAAUGUUUGGUGGACGGAUGAGUGGUUGGAGGGCAUCGAAGGUGACCUGGGAAAAUAUCCAAUACUAUGUCGAGUUCACGCCACAAAUGCUGAAUUUCCGCCGGAUCGAUUCACUAAAGUAAUAAAAAAAGGGGAGAUUUCUUGGAAAGAUCCUAAAGAGCAAACCAAAAGAACGAAAGAAUCAUCAAGAACACCUCUACGACUGGCCGUCACACUACGGCCGUUGGCACCGGUUGUUCCUCCUCCUAAGGAAUCCAGCGGCGAUGCCUUGGCCAGCAGUACUCAACCAGAUCUGCUCCCAUCACGUUUCAAGGAUGACCAACCGUUGGCUCUUCCUCCAUUCUUCACAGUUGUGACGUUCCCUUCGCAGCAGAAGCCGUUUAUAGUCCCUUUUGCAUGGGCUUACUCGAUUUCCAAUUCGCUUUGCCUGGAUCAAAGCGUAGUAGAAAAAGGAAGGGAGGCUUCAAAGUUGCACGUCCGUUCCUUUGAUACCCUAUCCGACACUUCAUAUUCUCGAUUGGAUGACAGAAUUGAGGCUCUGCAAGUAUUCUUAAAAAAAUGCACCAGAGGACCACGCGGAAAAUUGAGUUUGCCGACCGAUUGUUUAGAAUCAGCAGGGAUGCUGUCGCUAGCAGAAACAAAUGUGUUGCUUGAUUUCUUCGACCAUUUUGUAAAAGACAGACAGUCUGAUGUUUCUGAUACCCAAGCCGUGGUAGGUUUUUUUAACUUGGUCAGGUCCACAUUGCCUUUAUGGAACGGCGUCUCUGUUGUCCACAGCCCGGACGAGAAGAAAGACAGGAAGAUCUCACCGUGGGACCUCUCCCUAUGGAAGAAACGAAUGAUGAUUCCAGAUUAUUCGCCAGAUAAUUUGUCAGAUGCGUCGUUGUCGAUGGACGAUCGACUGCGGGAUCGGAUAGAACGCGUAAUCGACGACAUAGCAAAGAAUGACUCAAAUGCAGAACUUUUCCGGUCUCCUGUAACCGAAGAAGAUGCUCCCUCUUAUCCCUGCGCCGUACCUCUUUCAAUUUCUCUUGACAAAAUUAUUCGUCGCUUGAAAGGGGGAAAAUCUGGCAGUCAAAGGUGCUAUUAUCGGAAUACGGAUUCACUUCUGUCGGAUGUAAGUUCGCUUUUGGAGAAUUGUCUGCUGUACAACAGUCCAGAAUCAUCACUCGUUGAAACGGCGGUGGCGCUCGUUUCAAAAAUAAAGGAUGAAAUUUCUCGGGUUGCGAAAGACCAUUUUAAAGAAGUGAUACAAGCAAAAAAGGCGGACGAGGAAAGAAAAAGUCGUAUACUUAGGCAUUGUGAGGCUGUUGAUCCUGCUGAAAACUGCGGCAUCACGGAUAGUCUGAAGGAGCUGUAUGUCAUGAGCUCCAUAAGGAAGCCUUACAAAGAUCAAAUCGAUUUAGAGUGGCUGCAACAAACGACAGAGAUCGUUGAGAAUCGAGACACCGGCGUUUCUACGCCACAUCGAAGCUGGGUGCCGCAAGCUGGCGAUGAUAUUCUAUACUGCCCUUCACUACAUUCAGAAUUUGUCAAAGCUCACUUUAGCUCACUUGAGCCCUAUCAGUGCAUCGUGCACAAUCUGCAAGACUACAACCUAAAAAACAAGAAUGAAGCCGCUGACGACUCGACCGCUUUAACGAAAGAAGGAUUCAGUGACAAAUUUCUAGAAGGAUGGGUGAAAGGUCGCGUGAUUUGGGUACGCAGCUCGUUCCCAAAAUAUUCAACCAAGAAGGAUGGCGUGGAAGCAAAAACGUUUCCUUCGAAUUCGUCGAUUUUGGUGGCGGGGAUCAAAUUGGAGCCUGAUUUUGAUGACACCAAGCCUCGGAUUAUCUGUUGGAGGCCUUGCAUAUUUGAUUAUUCUGUCUGCAAGAUUUGUGGUCUAUCUACACAAUCGUUUUUCAAGCCUUGCGACGGGAACGAUGAAGCUUUUGAAGAAUCAAAGCUGUCGCUUUCGCUGAUUGAGCUGCAAACGAUAGAUCGGUGUUUCAACUUUCUCAAGAAACGCUGCAUUCAAGGAACCGAACCAAGCUACAUCGACCAUCAGUUGACUAGAGCAAAUGUUCGACAAGGCUAUCUCCCUCCGUCUGGCCGGUCCUCUGCAAAAUCACUUCCCGCUUUUGAGCUUGCUUACAAGGACGCGCAAAAGGCGAAGGUGAAAGGCACAAGAGGGGCAAAAGUAUCUGUGUGCCCUGGGAUUCCGGAGGCAUUGAUACGGCAUCUCUUAGAUUUUGGAUUUCUUGCUCCUUUUGUACUCUCGUCUGGGAAAAGCAACAAGGAAAAGUUACACAAUGACGGCAUGAUAUCGCCUUGGCCAAAAAUGUCUCUAGAAUUGAUACACUCUCGGGUCAAAAAUGGUUUUUAUCGCCACCGGGCUGCAAUUCUGAACGAUGUCAUAGAAGCAUACUCUUCGGUGGUUUUCCUAGUUCUAGUUGAAGCAGGCAAAAGAAAGCGCUCUCUUCUAAGUAUAAGGCGUAUCGCUCGAGCUCUGGCAGCUUCUAAAAGUCAUAGCAAUGGAGAGGAAGAAACAGUGAUGGUAGAUACCAAGACCAUUGAUCAAGAAGAAAUUGAUCUACUCAAACGGAUCCGAAAAAUUCGAGAGCUAUACGCAACAGCUCUUGUGGUGGUUUCCGAUACAAUUCACAGCGAAAGGAUUUUUGGGUUGGUCGACCGACCAUCUCUGAAGCAUAUACCAAAAUCUACUGAACCGGUACUGGUUCAGAGCCCCGAGCAGAUACAGGCUAGGAAGCGGUUGGAAUAUAUCCUAUUGGCUUUGAGUCGAGACCAGCUGCAAAACACUUUCCCGUCCAUCGAAUCCAACGGGACAACUUUUCCGACGAUAAAAGUCAAGUUGUCUUUCGGCGGAAAGCUGCUGAUGACCAAAAUGCGUGUCAGUGUGGAUAAGUUUGCCGUGGGCUUUUUGGGUACCAAAGAAGUGAAUUUGAAGAUCAGGCUGAAUGGUCGGCAGUUCACGAUGGAGAGAGCCGCUCCACAGCUUUUGACAGGAAGCUCGGCUCUUAAUGACCUGUCAACAAACGAUACAAACACCCGAGAUUCAACGAAAGUAGCGAAAGGCAGAGAAUUUAAACACGUUUUGUGCGAUUCUGUUUGUUUCGACCACGAAGACUACGAAGGAAAAGAUAGCCUCGUGAAACUUUUUUUCGGAAGACCUGGUAGACUGCAUCCUUGUGCUAGAUGUCAAGCUUACCGUCGAUCUCUACUCAGUUGUCGUGUACGGCGUUCACAUUCAAAUGUGGAUUUCGAUUGGGUCGAAAAUUUCAGCACUACCGGUGGACUGGAAAAGCUGUUAAAGCAGAUGAACCCCGAAUGGCCCGAAUGGGAAGUCUGUGAGGUUGGAAAAAGCUCUACAGACAACACUUUAGCAUCGGAAAAACCUCUACCGUCUCCUUUAGAAGAAAUCGAGAAAGAAGAUGGAAAUGAUAACGACGACGGGGAUGCCGAUGAAGACGGGGAUCCCGAUGUCGAAGAUGGAACCCAAGAGGUCGAUGAAGAAGAGGAGGAAGACGAGUUGGCGUUGGAGUUGGCAGACCCCCAGCAAAUGAUUGAGAAAGCUGAGAAGACACUGUGCCUUGCAAAAUCUGUUCAGCAAGAGGCUGACGUAUACUACAAAGCUCCGGUUCGUUUGAGCAAAGCAUUUGUCGAAACCGCCUUUCCGAUCGACCCAACGGACGGUCACUGCGUAUAUUGCAUUGUGUGUGGACUGAGCGGCGACCUGCUAUGCUGUGACGGAUGCGCUAACGUUGUCCACGGCAAAUGUAUUGGAUUGACUUCGUUUCCAGAGGGAGAUUGGUUUUGCGAAGAGUGUCUUCACAAGAAGUUGAUACAGAAUGGCCUAGUAACCAAUCGACGCCGGGGCAGUAGUGACGCUGCUCCUAUCAAAGGCAAUGGAGACUUAAGGUUAGCAGAGGAGAACGGACAUUGUCCAAAAACCGCUGUGAAGUUUGACGCAUUUGGUCGAUUCGAGUUCGACGAUGAACAUGCAGAGAAAGUGUCGACGCUUCUAGACGAGCUACGUGCUGGACGGCCCGAGCAACCGCGAAAACGAAAACCUGCACCUGGUCAGUCAUUAGGGUCAAACAAAAUAGCCGGAAUACAGCGAAGAGCAGAAUUUUUGCAACAACCUAUUGUCUUGGGAGGUGAACUCUCCGGUCUUGUGCCGAUGGCACGGAAGUUUUUGGGUGCGGUGGGGAUUGAAACUGCAGAUGCCUUCCUUUCCAUGCGGACCACUGACCUUGCCAAACGGUUCGCAACAUGGCGUCGCAAGACUGGAAUGGCAAAAUUAAAUGGAAGUGGGGAGACGGCAUAUGUCAGUUCAUGGAAAAGCGCGUGUCGGAAACUUUGUGGCGAUAUUGAACACAAGAUGGUGUACCUAUCCGAUCCAGGAGAUGACGACGACGACGGGUCUUAUUCUAAACGAAAAGUGCGACGCCGAAAGAAGGGCAAGACUCGCCCGAACACAACAGGUAAUCGACGGCGUCGCCUUGAUCUACAAAGCCUUACGGAUCCGUUAGAGGCUUUAAGCACCGUCAACCAACAGUUUUUGGCCACCAUUGAUAUCUCAACCGCGAAAGAAUUUCUCACAACUCGUACGGGGGACAUUGCGGAAGCACUCGUCAAGUGGCGAAUAAAAGAAGGUCUUCCGCGCUUGAAAGGAAACGGAGAAGUAGCAACAAUCAGUGCGGCAAAGACAUCCUGUCGUAAAAUUGCCAGAGAAAUGGGCUGGACAAAGGUAGCGGACAUUGAAUCUGCAGGUCGGGCAGUAUUUCAGAGGAAGGAAAUACGUGAAGAGUCCAACCCGAGAAAGCGAAAACUCUCCACCCCACAAGUUGCGACUCGACGGCAAGCGAGUAAAGCUAGUGAUGAUGUUGAGUCCGACGUGGAAACCGAAAAUGAAGCUGACGCUCCUAGCCAAGGAGAAAAAAACGGCUUAUCAAAGGAGAAGCCGUUGGCGAAACGUCGGAAGCGAAACACCGUCGAACCAGUCGUUAACACGUCAGUCGCGGUCGUCACUUGCGAAAGCACAGCCCGACGCCCUGGUAUGCGGACCUCUCGAACCCCCGACCGUUUCGGUGUCGUUGCUGCGCCUCCGCAGAAGCGACGCCGAAAGGUUUCACCCAAAGACGCCGAAGAGCCCAGUGAAGUUUUCGAUCUCGAAUUCUCCGCUGCCACCAAUGUGCAAAGCUUGCUUUUGAAGCAAGUUCCCGGUAGGAGAAGACGUUCCAGGUCCCGAAAGAAGUAGGUAGACGUCGUAACAGUGGCUUUUCCUUUUUCUCAAUACAUUAGUUGUCUUCUAAGAGUUUUUA
Molecule: messenger RNA, 7306 nt
Organism: Phaeodactylum tricornutum CCAP 1055/1
Lineage: Eukaryota; Bacillariophyta; Bacillariophyceae; Surirellales; Neidiaceae
Exons: 6
Coding region: 1-7242 (2413 amino acids)
Biological process (GO): cytoskeleton organization; regulation of cell shape; regulation of transcription by RNA polymerase II
Cellular component (GO): nucleus
Molecular function (GO): protein binding
Source: RefSeq, a predicted model, not a curated record